AUGGCAUCAGAAGGUGCAAGCAAUAACGAACGGCUACUCGCCGCUGCGCGCCAGGACAACGAGGAUAUGCUCCUCGACGUCUUCGAGUCCGGGAACUUCGACAUCAACUUCCAGGAUGGGUUGGGAAACACAGCACUCCAUUACGCCGCCUCGCACGGCAACCUCACUGUGCUCGAGCACAUCCUCUCGCACGAGGACUGCGACGUCGACCCGGUCAACCGCAUCGAGAAGGCAACACCGCUUCACCUCGCGCUCGCACACCCCGACGCCGAGCUGCGCAUGGCCGUCGUCGAGAGCUUGCUCGACGCUGGCGCAGACACCACGAUAAAGAACAAGAACGGCGAGACCGCGUCGGACCUUGUAUCUCCUGACGAUAGCGAGAUCCGCGCGCUGAUACGGAACGCGCAGGCGGGUGCCGCGAUUUCGCGCGACGAUGUUGUUGAUGACGAGGAUGAAGGCGAGCCCGGCUCAGGAUCGGGCUCAGGAUCGGGCUCGGAAGACGAGGAUUGA
Messenger RNA from Sparassis crispa, 510 nucleotides. RefSeq names its product Ankyrin repeat-containing protein. Gene Ontology annotation, cellular component: cytoplasm; nucleus. The coding region runs from base 1 to 510 and encodes 169 amino acids. Lineage: Eukaryota; Fungi; Basidiomycota; Agaricomycetes; Polyporales; Sparassidaceae. The record is from RefSeq and is a predicted model, not a curated record. Gene Ontology annotation, biological process: proteolysis. Gene Ontology annotation, molecular function: aspartic-type endopeptidase activity; protein binding. The transcript has 7 exons.